AUGCCGCCGAACGACACCACCCAGGAAGACGUCGCCCAGCAGCGGCCGCUCUUGGCCGACCCUCACGAGGAGUACGGCGCCACCGAAGGCGGCCCGGACCGCGCCGUCCUGCCCCCCGAAGUCAUCGCCGACGAGCGCGGCGCCGGCACCUUCACCCGCAACCUCGGCGCCGUCGAGGCCUUCGCCAUCGUCAUCAGCAUCGUCAUCGGCAGCGGCGUCUUCACCUCCCCGGGCUCCAUCGACACCAACGUCCCCUCCCCCGGCGCCGCCCUCGUCGUCUGGCUCGUCGGUGGCGUCCUCGCCUGGACGGGUGCCGCCUCCAUGGCCGAGCUGGGCACCGCCAUCCCCGGCGAGGGCGGCGUCCAGCCCUUCCUGCGCUACAUCUACGGCGACGUCUUUGGGUUUCUGGCCGCCUGGACCUGGAUCGUCGCCGUCAUGCCCGCCACCCUCGCCAUUUUGUCGAUUGUCUUCGUCGAGAGCAUCUACUCCGCCGGCGGCGUGACCGACCAGGCCGGUGCCCUCUCGCACAAGCUGUUUUCCAUUCUCAUCCUCAUCGUGAUGAACGGCGCCAACUCCAUCAGCACCAAGGCCAGCACCCGCCUCAACAAUCUGUUCGUGGUGACGAAGUUCGUCAGCAUCGCCGCUGUCGUCGUUGCUGGUCUCGUCGUGGUUAUCACCCAGGCGGCAGACCACGACCGCGACAUUGGCGGCCGCGACUGGUUCACCAAGCCCUGGUUCGAGAGCCGCAAGACGGUCCUCCCCGGCGGCGAGGAGAUUGACUGGACCAAGGUUGGCGCGUGGGACAUGCUCGGGUUCUACUCGGCUGCUCUCUACGGCGCCUUGUGGGCGUACUCUGGCUGGGACAAGGCCAUCUACGUCACGGCUGAGCUGCAGCAGCCCGCCCGCCAGCUCCCUCUCGCCAUCAACUCCGCCGUACCGACAAUCAUCCUGUGCUUCCUCGCCGCCAACGCAGCCUACUACAUCCUGCUGCCCUGGUCCGUCGUCUCAACCACAGACAGCGUCGCCGUCACCGCAAUCAACCGCCUUCUCGGCCCCGCCUUCGGCAUCCUCGCCGCCGUCCUCAUCUGCCUCGUCGUCGCCGGCUCCCUCCUCGGCAACUCCUUCGUUGCAGGCCGCAUGACCGUCGCCGCCGCCAACUUCAACUGGCUGCCCAAGUUCCUCGGCGCCGUCGGCCGCCUGAGCAUCACCUCCGACGCCCUCGCCUCCCCGGCCGACUCUUCCGACGGCGAGUCCCCGGCCAAGGAAAAGUCCGACGCGCCCCUCAACGCGCUGCUGCUCUCGACCGUCCUCUCGGCGCUGUACAUCCUCUUCGGCAACUUCCGCGCCCUGCUCACGUUCAACGGCCUCGGGGAGUACACCUUCUUCUUCCUGACCGUGCUCGGCGCCGUGGUGCUGCGCGUGCGCGAGCCCAAGAUGCGACGGCCGUAUAAGCCGUUUGUGCUCAUCCCUGUUGUGUUUGCGCUUGUGAGCGGGUUUGUUGUUGUGCGUGGUGCUAUUUUCGCACCGGUGCAGGCUGUCAUUUUGAUCGUGCUGUGGUUGGUGGGGUUGGGAUUCUACUGGGCUAGACGGAAGUACGCUGCUAGAAGUGCGAGGACUGAGUAG
Messenger RNA from Colletotrichum chrysophilum, 1623 nucleotides. RefSeq lists its product as uncharacterized. The record is from RefSeq and is a predicted model, not a curated record. Lineage: Eukaryota; Fungi; Ascomycota; Sordariomycetes; Glomerellales; Glomerellaceae. Gene Ontology annotation, molecular function: L-amino acid transmembrane transporter activity. Bases 1 to 1623 code for a protein of 540 amino acids. The transcript is spliced from 3 exons. Gene Ontology annotation, biological process: amino acid transmembrane transport. Gene Ontology annotation, cellular component: membrane.